AUGUUGACGACUUUAGGAUUCAAAACGGGAGGUUUUAUAGACGAGGAGAGGAGUCCUCAGUUGGGGCCUUAUAUGGAUGGGGCUCACUACGUGCUCGUUUCCGUCAUGAUCCUAUACGCCUCGAAGAUCGACAGCGAGUAUGCUGGACUGGACGAGUCGCCCGUGCACCUCGCCAUCCUGUUUCCGCUCAUCGCGUUUCCCCCUGCCCCCUCCCUUCUCAUUGACGUGAUCAAUCACUGGGCGACGCUGCACGUGGGGUGCGCCAAUCUCAAUUUUUCCGCAGCCCUUGCGCACCACAACCGCAUGCACCAGCACAGCCUCGCCUCCUGGCCAAUCACAAUCACGCCACGUGGGGUGGUGAAAGCAGUUGGGUCACUCAGGUGGGUCUUCUACCGCCACCAUUGGUUCCUGGCGGCGCAUCUACACUUGCUGGCGGCGCAUCUGCACUUGCUGGCGGCGCAUCUACACUUGCUGGCGGCGCAUCUGCACGUGCUGGCGGCGCAUCUGCGCUUGCUGGUGGCGCAUCUGCACUUGCUGGCGGCGCAUCUACACUUGCUGGCGGCGCAUCUGCACUUGCUGGCGGCGCAUCUACACUUGCUGGCGGCGCAUCUACACUUGCUGGCGGCGCAUCUGCACUUGCUGGCGGCGCAUCUACACUUGCUGGUGGCGCAUCUGCACUUGCUGGCGGCGCAUCUGCACGUGCUGGCGGCGCAUCUGCACUUGCUGGUGGCGCAUCUGCACUUGCUGGCGGCGCAUCUACACUUGCUGGCGGCGCAUCUGCACUUGCUGGCGGCGCAUCUACACUUGCUGGCGGCGCAUCUACACUUGCUGGCGGCGCAUCUGCACUUGCUGGCGGCGCAUCUACACUUGCUGGUGGCGCAUCUGCACUUGCUGGCGGCGCAUCUGCACUUGCUGGCGGCGCAUCUACACUUGCUGGUGGCGCAUCUGCACUUGCUGGUGGCGCAUCUGCACUUGCUGGCGGCGCAUCUGCACUUGCUCUGCACCUGGGGCGGGCAUGUAGUAUUUCCCCCUUUCCCCCUCUUCCCCUUCCCCUUUCUCCCUUCCCACACCAUCCCGUUUCUCUUUUCCCCCUUCCGCUACCAUGCUCCCACGUCUCCCCCUUCCGCUACCAUGCUCCCACGUCUCACAGGACUGCCCGCACAGCCAGCAAGCGGUGAAACGUCAGGAAGCAAAUGGCAAGGGGAUGGUGAGUGGUGCAAGGGGAUGAUGAGUGCAAUGGCGUAUGCCCUGUUCGUGCAGCCCAAAUUUUCUUUCCUCUGCACCUGCUUCCCUAUCUCCCUUCAUCCCCCCAACCCCCUCAACAUCACGUUCCCCAUCUCCUCCUCCCCCCCUUUGCUGGCAGCAUGA
Molecule: messenger RNA, 1368 nt
Organism: Closterium sp. Naga37s-1
Lineage: Eukaryota; Viridiplantae; Streptophyta; Zygnematophyceae; Desmidiales; Closteriaceae
Source: the annotation of a GenBank genome assembly